Molecule: messenger RNA, 1432 nt
Organism: Scheffersomyces amazonensis
Lineage: Eukaryota; Fungi; Ascomycota; Pichiomycetes; Serinales; Debaryomycetaceae
Exons: 1
Coding region: 103-1398 (431 amino acids)
Biological process (GO): transcription elongation by RNA polymerase II
Cellular component (GO): Cdc73/Paf1 complex
Molecular function (GO): chromatin binding; RNA polymerase II complex binding
Source: RefSeq, a predicted model, not a curated record
AUUUUUCACUCUCUGAACAAACAAAAUUUGACCGAACAGUAUAAAGAAAUCGUCAUUGUUAGCGUAAUAGACCGUAAUACACUAAGUUAUUAGUUCUUCAGUAUGUCAGAAAAGUCUCAUCAUAAGCCUAUAAGGCAGGACUAUAUUGCCAAAAUAAGAUAUUCCAAUAACUUACCACCUCCACCAUUGAAUCCUAAAUUUAUUCAAUAUAAUACUACUGAAAAUAUAUCUAAUCAACAAGAAGCUCAAAGUUUAAUAAGUUCAUUAUUUAGAAAAGAAAACUUUAUUAGUUUAAUAGAAACUAUUGAUGAAGAUUUAGGUUUAAAUUUAAAUUUGAUUAAUAAUAAAGGAUUUUUAGAUGAAGGAAAUGAUCGAGCUAUAAAUAAUUUGGUUAAUAAAACUGAUGAAAAUAAGCCAGUAACAUUACAUCCAAAAGAUAGAGCUUUAUUAAGAGAUGCAGGUAUAGGUAAUAUUUCCAAGUCUGAGCCUGGAGUUUCAUUCUUGAGAAGAACUGAAUAUAUUGCUGAACGUCAAAUAAGGUCUCAUGGUAGUGAUGUUUCAACUAGUAGUGAAUCUAAGAAUACUAAAGAACCUGAAAAAUUAGAUGCUGAAGCUCAAUUAAAAGCUGUUGAAGAUACUUUUGAAGCUGCUCGUGAUACUUUAAUCAAUUUAGAUAAAUUGAAACAUCCACGUAAGAGAAAUUUAAAGGCUGUUAAUACUUGGCCAUUAUUACCUGAUACUUCAAUGACAGAUGCUAAAUUUUUAAAUGUUAAAUUUAUAGGUUCAGCCUCACUUAGUCGUGAAUUACAGGUUUUAAAACAAAAGAAAGGUGAUAAAUUCGAUGCAGAAUUACAUAAAAAUAUAACAAAUACAAGUAUCUUAAAACCAAUUACUUCUGAUGAUGGAGAAUGGAUUUCAUUAUAUCAAUUAACAAAUAAUUCAGCUACUAAAUUAAAUAAAAAAUUACAUUCAACUGAAAGAGAAAAACCAAUUAAUUUAUUGGAUGAAGAAGAUGAUGCCAUAGAAAAAUAUGAUUUUAAAUAUAUUAAGAAUUAUGAUAUGACUUAUAAUAGAUUUGCUAAAGAAUAUGAAGAAGUUAGUAUUAAAUUAGUUCCUGAUGAAAAUGAUUCUAAAAGAAGAAAAGUUGCAUAUUAUUAUCCAAUUGCUGGUAGAAUUGAUUUAAGAAAGCAUAGACCAAUUGCAAAUACUGAAGUUAAUAGAUUCUUAAGAGAAAGUAUUUAUGAUGGUAUUAACUUUAAAUUAAGAGAACCAACAACUAAUGAACUUGAAAAGAUGGAUGCUAUAAGAUCUGAAUUUGAUCCAGUGGAAUACGGAGGUGAUGAAGAUGAAGAAGAUGAAGAAGAUGAAGAAGAAGAGGAAGUUGAACCAUCAGUAUAGUUAAAUGCACAUACAUAAAAUUUUUAAUAUACUA